UGUUAUAUAUAAGAGUGUAUAUAUGUCAUAGUAAAGUUACCAGUAGAUCAAAACCCUCGAAUUCGAAUGGAUUCUGAUUAUAUGCCAACACUUUCCGAAGCCCAUCCUGAGACGAUGGAUCUUCUUUCACGAGCAUGGUGUGAUUUUGCAGUUAAAGAAGCUUAUCAACCGGAGUUUCAAAACCAAGCGCUUGUUCUCCAUGAAUACUCAAUCAACAGUUUUGAUGAUGGAUCCGGAUCUCCUAAUCUACUGAAACUGGAGAGCAUAAAGAUGGAUGAUGCAACAAAGCCUUUACCCCCAUGGAAGACCAAUGAUGUCAAGUCGUGGAUAUGGAUGCAACAGGCAAUGCACCCAGAAUUGAAUUACAGCAGCUGUUUCCGGAAAAAAUGGCAACCAUGGCAUAUGAUUCCAUUCAGAUCAUCACAUCUGUCGAUUAAGAAAUGGUUGAAAGAAAUUAAACGAAAGAGUAAAGAAAACGAGAGGCUACAAAGAGCAGAAGUCCAUGCCGCAAUAUCACUUGCUGGUGUUGCUGCUGCUUUGGCAGCCAUAGCUGCAGAGAACUCAAACCACGGUGGGUCGAAUUCCAGCACGGCCACAAAGGAGGCAGCAGUAGCAUCUGCUACAGCUCUGGUUGCGGCUCAGUGCGCAAAAGCUGCAGAGCUAAUCGGUGCAAAGAAAGAGCAGAUUAGCACUGCAAUGAGCUCCGCCAUGAGCGCAACAAGUGCAUGCGACAUUCUAACUCUCACUGCUGCAGCAUCGACAUCAUUACGUGGAGCUACAACACUCAAAACAAGAUCAGCAUACAAGAACAGGCUAAACACCAAUGUUCCUGUACUGCCUAUUGAAGAAAAUACUGAUCUAGAGUUCGACUUUGAGAAGUGUCAAUUAAUUCUAAGAAGAGGCACUGAACUCAGCAUCAAGACAUCAGACGGAAGAUGCGUGAUGAGAUCAGUAUCUGUUGUCUUGAAUCAUGAAGCCAAGGUGAUUAUGAGAACAAGGAAGCUUCAUUUAUUGAAUGCAUUUGCUAGCAAAAAGGAAAGUGUUGUGUUAGACCAGCAUGUGGAGCUCUACAAGAACUCUGAAGACGAUGGAGACACUUGUUUCCUCAUCGUCUUAACGACUACUCGAGGGAUAAUUAAAAUGGAUAUGAUGAACGAUGAUCAAUGUUACAAGAUAUGGGCAUGGACUCUUAAUCACAUGCUCUCACUUUCAACUUCGUUCACAAAAUAUUCACUUCCAUAUCAUAGGAACUAAGAACGACAACAUUCUCUUGGUUUAUCGAUCUAUCUUGCAUUGUCAUCUUUAUUGUGUAAUUAUGAACAUAUU
Messenger RNA from Cynara cardunculus var. scolymus (artichoke), 1326 nucleotides. RefSeq names its product VAN3-binding protein. The record is from RefSeq and is a predicted model, not a curated record. NCBI's taxonomy places the organism in Eukaryota, Viridiplantae, Streptophyta, Magnoliopsida, Asterales, Asteraceae. Bases 67 to 1254 code for a protein of 395 amino acids. The transcript is spliced from 8 exons.